This is a messenger RNA of Hemisphaericaspora subhashii, 2025 nucleotides long. It is a transcript of the gene SFL1, whose product is annotated as Sfl1p. Gene Ontology annotation, biological process: regulation of DNA-templated transcription. Gene Ontology annotation, molecular function: DNA-binding transcription factor activity; sequence-specific DNA binding. The record is from RefSeq and is a predicted model, not a curated record. Bases 1 to 2025 code for a protein of 674 amino acids. NCBI's taxonomy places the organism in Eukaryota, Fungi, Ascomycota, Pichiomycetes, Serinales, Debaryomycetaceae. The transcript has a single exon.
AUGGCUGAACCACCAACGUUGAGACCAACAAGUUCAUUCGCCAUUCCUCCUAUUCUGACUGAAACAAGUACAACAGUGAGUAUGUCUACAUCUUCAGCAGUGGAUGCAACACCCAUGGGAUGCUCAGCAUCUUCAGCUUCCAAUGGCAAUAGCACCAAUUCUUCCAAUAACAAUAAUAAUGCUGGCAAGACUCAAAUCGUAUUUAUUCAUAAAUUGUAUGACAUGUUACAUGAUGAUACAAUAUCUCAUUUGAUAUGGUGGUCACCCACGUUGGAUUCAUUCUAUGUGAUGCCCGGUGAAGAGUUCUCGAAGGCUCUUGCUCAAUACUUUAAACAUACAAACAUUGCAUCUUUCAUACGACAAUUGAACAUGUAUGGCUUCCAUAAAGUAAAUGAAACAUUUCAAAAUCAAGAUGAGCAAGCAAAUAACCAACAACAACCAAACAAGUGGGAGUUCAGACACUCGACUAGCCAAUUCCGUAAAGGGGAUGUUGAAUCCUUGAAGUCAAUCAAAAGACGAAGUUCAAAGAACAUUAAUUCUCAGAGAGAGGUUGUCAGUAUAAAGUCAUUACCACCUACAUCACAUCCAAUAGAAUAUACCCAACAGCCACCACCCCCUAACUAUCCCCAUCCACACCAACACCAUGUUCAUCCACCAAUCCAACCUCAUCCCCAACAAAUGUAUCAACCUCCUCCGGAUGAUGGAUCAAUGCGAGAGGCACAAACAUUUCAACCACCCUUAGCACAAGUGAUGAGUUAUUCCAACGCUAACCAAUCAAAUCCAAACUCUCCAUCCAGUCCAGCACCGCACGGACCUGGAGCCGUUCCACCUGGCCAUAUUGAAUAUACUACCAGACCUCCACCACCGACCUCUUUUGAAAACGGAGUCAAUUUUAAAUUAAUGGAAAUGAGUAGUCAAAUCAACCUGUUAAGAAAUGAUUUAAGUAUAAUGAAUAGACAAUGUGAUAUGUUGUACCAAAACUUGAAAUCUCAAGCUAAUGAUUCUGUCACCAUAUUGGAUAUGUUUGAGAGUUGGAUCAGAUCAGAGUAUAAUGAUACUUCAGCAAUUCCAGAAAGGACCGGUGAGAACAAAACACCAGUCAAUUCAAUCAAAGCAGAGGAUGCCCCAUCUCCAAUGUCAAGACUAGAUAAACCCAAAUUCAUAACCGAAAUUCGGCAUCUAAAGCAUGCAAUGUCACAACGAAUUAAUCAACCAAUAGUGACUUCUCUCCAAGCUCAACCAGAGCAAGGUGUUUCUCAAUCUUUUGCAACAAAUUCGCGGAAUCCUUCAAAUUCAAGUAUUCAAAUUAUACCUCAACCAUAUCCAUUAAACCCUCACUACACAAUAUAUGAUAGAGCAUCAGAGGAGAAUGAUCCCACCAAAAGAAAUUUAUCCGUAUAUGAUCCAUUACAACCAAUACCUUCGAGGCAUAAUUCAAGAGCAUUAAUAGACGAUCCAUCAAGUAUUGGUCUACAAGGCAGGAUAAGAACAGAGUCGAAGUCUUACAGCCCAUUAUCAAUCAAUGGAAUGAAGCAAAUCCAACAACAGAAGACAUCUUCACCCAUCUCGCUCAUACCAUCAUCACAACAACAACAACAACAGAACAGUUCUAAUUCAUCUAGUUCAAGAUCUUCCAUUGAACUGAAGAGAAUUUUACCCCAUGUAUCUACUGAUUUCGUUCAACCUUCAAUUCCAUACACUACAACUCCCCUCAGUGGCUCAAGAACAAACUCAUUGCCUAAUCCACGUACAGAGAAAAUUGGUGCCGGUUCAACAUACUUUUAUCAACGUAAUUCAUUCACUUCUAUGAAUGAUCAAAAGUUAAAUCCUUCUUCAAGACCUCAAUCUCAACAGCUGCCAAUUAGUGGUAUACCAAGACGCGGAUCACCUCCAAGAAGUGUUCCUGAUCAAUUACCAAGUGUCAGCGAGUUGGAUAAAUCUAUCAAAAGUGGAGGAGUAGGUUUACCUGCUUUGUUUACUAAGAGGAAUGAUGAGAAUGAAAACAAAAAGAGAAAGUUAGACUAA